Messenger RNA from Caenorhabditis sp. 36 PRJEB53466, 2758 nucleotides. The record is from the annotation of a GenBank genome assembly. Lineage: Eukaryota; Metazoa; Nematoda; Chromadorea; Rhabditida; Rhabditidae.
AUGACGUGGCAAUGGGACGAAUGUGAGUGGUUCAAUUUCUUUUCAACUAACAAACAAACAAUUCCGGUUUCGUUGGCGUCGCGCGCGCGCGCGCGCACUUUCCCCCUCUUUUGUUCGUCUUUCGUGUACGUUCCCCGUAUUUCCUUGUUUUUGACAAUUUUUUCUGAAAAUUCAUCUGAAUAAUGGGUUUUUUAUUACAGAUGGAAUGAAGGGUUUGGUCGAAUUUUUCGGCUGUUUCAAACGGCGGCCAAGAGAACUCGGAGAGCCGGCGAACAAUGGUUGAUAGUGAUAAUCGCUUUUAAAUAUUUUUUUUUAACGUUUAUUCAGAAAUUUUCAGCCGAAAACCGAGUUUUUGGCUGAAAAUCGGGUGAAUAAUGCAAAUGCGCUCUAUUGAGAAAACUCGUUUUUGCAGUCAAAUGACGGCGAGUUUGUCAGCGAAAUUUUGCCAGUUUUGAUGAUUUUUCAAUGGAAAAAUAUACGUUUAACAAAGCUAUCGAUGUUUUCAGCCGCCAGUUCGUCCGAGUGUAUGGGGGCGGUCGGAUCGGCAAUGCCGGCUCCGAACCGUUCCGGGGAGCCGGCGAGCAAGCGAAAACUCGAAAAUUCCACGGAAAACCUGUCGAAGCCUGAAGAAUCAUCUGGAAUUUCCCUGAAAGAAGCGUUGAAAUUGGUGUCCGUCGCGAAAAUCGCGGUGGUUUACACUGAAAACGAAGAGCGAUCGAAAGUCGACGAGAUCCAACGAUUUUUCGAGGAAAAAGUACUGAACUCUCUGGAAUUUUCCGCGGAAAACCCGAAACCCGAAGUGAAAACCAUUCAAGUAGCGAAGGAAUCGCAAAAAUCGAUAAAGUACUUGAACCUUUUCGACAACUCGUGGCCCCAAAUUUUUAUAAAAGGCGACGCCGUCGGUGGAAUCGAAGAAUUGAAGGCGCUGAACGUGGAGUACGUGCGCGAAUGGCUUCGCGAGCACCAGUACGAUCUGAUUGUGAUCGGCGGCGGAUCGGGCGGAUUGGCUGCUGCUAAAGAGGCCGCCCGUCUCGGAAAAAAAGUCGCCUGUCUCGAUUUUGUGAAGCCCUCGCCGCCGGGAACCACGUGGGGACUGGGCGGAACUUGUGUCAAUGUCGGCUGCAUUCCGAAGAAGUUGAUGCAUCAGGCCAGUCUUCUCGGACACUCCAUUCGUAGGUUUUUGCCAAAGGACUUCUAAAACUAACGAAUCUUUCAGACGACGCCAAAAAGUUCGGGUGGAAGCUUCCGGCGGGUGAAAUCCAGCAUCAAUGGGAGCAUUUAAAAGAUUCGGUGCAAGAUCACAUCGGAUCGCUCAACUGGGGAUAUCGGGUGCAGUUGCGAGAGAAAUCUGUGAGAAAAACCGCAUUGUUUUGCGAUUUUUUAAAUUCCAAAAAUUUCCAGGUGACCUACAUCAAUUCGUACGGAGAGUUCAGCGGUCCGUUCGAGAUUUCGGCGACAAAUAAGAAGAAGAAAGUGGAAAAACUGACGGCCGAUCGUUUUUUGGUCUCCACGGGAUUGCGGCCCAAGUACCCGGAGAUUCCGGGCGCCAAAGAGUUCACGAUCACGAGUGACGACCUCUUCCAACUACCUUACUCUCCCGGAAAGACCCUUUGUGUCGGGGCGUCGUACGUAUCUCUAGAAUGCGCCGGAUUCUUGCACGGACUCGGAUUCGAUGUCACUGUACGCAGUUUCUUGCAGCCUUUUUCGUUAUAAUUCAGUCGAAUUUUGCAGGUAAUAGUCCGUUCGAUCCUCCUCCGCGGUUUCGAUCAAGACAUCGCCGAAAGAAUUCGCAGACACAUGAAGGCGUACGGCCUAAAAUUCGAAUCGGGCGUUCCGUCGAAAAUCGAGCAAUUGGAGGAGAAAACCGACGAGAAAGCGGGUCUUUACCGAGUGUUUUGGGACAAAAAACGAGAGGAAGACGGUCAAAUCGAACAAGUUCACGAGGAUUUCAACACGAUUCUGAUGGCGAUCGGAAGAGAAGCGAUGACGGAUGAUGUGGGUCUCGAAGCGAUCGGAGUGAAGAGGGCGAAGAGCAAGAAAGUGGUCGGAAGGAGGGAACAGAGCUCGCUUCCGUGGGUCUAUGCCAUCGGGGACGUGCUCGAGGGAACGCCCGAACUGACGCCCGUGGCCAUUCAAGCCGGGAGGGUCCUCAUGAGACGGCUCAUCGUAGGAGCCAAUGAGCUGGUACGUUAUUGAGGGAAAAUGCAGAGAAACGAGCAAAAUUCCGAAAUCCCACUUGGAAAAAACACAAUUUCAGACCGAAUACGACCAAAUCCCGACGACAGUGUUCACUCCGCUCGAGUAUGGAUGUUCUGGGCUGUCGGAAGAAGACGCGAUCGCAAAAUACGGAAAAGAUGAAGUUAUUGUCUAUCACAACGUGUUCAACCCACUCGAAUACACGAUUCCGGAACGGAUGGACAAGGAUCACUGCUAUUUGAAACUGAUUUGUUUGAGAAAUCAAGAGGUUCGGAAGAUGUUCAAAAAGAAAUUCGAAAAUUGAUCAUUUUUCAGGAGAAAGUAGUCGGAUUCCACAUUUUGAGCCCGAAUGCCGGAGAAAUCACCCAGGGAUUCGGAAUCGCGCUCAAAUUGUCCGCGAAAAAAGCGGAUUUCGAUCGGCUCAUCGGAAUUCAUCCCACCGUCGCUGAGGUUUGUGAUUUUCCAAAAAUACUAAAGGAAAUCGUGAAUUUUGCAGAACUUUACGACGUUGACACUGGAGAAGAAAGAUGGAGACGAAGAGCUGCAGGCGUCGGGUUGCUGA